AUGGACGCGCAGUCAAUGCUCCAAGGUCUAGCCGCCCUCGAAGAGGCCGCUCUUAUCGAGGUUCUCAAGGAAACUCUGCAAGGAAGACCAGAGCUCGCGCCUGGUCUUGUGAACAGCGCUGUUCCAGAUCUAACCUACGCACCUGCGGACGCGAUCAUCAAGCGACGCGCGACUGGCAGAUUGGGAUCCAUUCAGGCCACAGGAUGCGGCUCCAUUGACUGCCCCGAGCUGAAGGCCGUCUUUGGCCAUGACAUCGCUGUCCAUAAGAAUCAGGUGGGCAGCCUUCUGCCUGGCACAGACAAGGAGAUGAAGCCGCAAGCCUUCGACCUGCAGCCAACACGCCCAUCGCACUUGGGGAAGGGCAUGGGCAAGGCUCGCGUACACCUCAACGGUGGCCCACUGAACGCUUUCGUUGGCGCAGGCUUCUGGAGUCCCGCUGCGAGCAGGACGCCUGGGUUGCUGAGAGGAGCUGGCAAGGGCUCAUUCUAA
Symbiodinium pilosum is the source of this 489-nucleotide messenger RNA. Lineage: Eukaryota; Dinophyceae; Suessiales; Symbiodiniaceae. The record is from the annotation of a GenBank genome assembly.